UUAGUUGCUGUACUGAUGAAGCAAUUCAAGUCCUGCUAGCAUUCGAUGUGCGUAGACCAAUCGAACAGAAUGUGAGCAGAAUUUAUGAGAAACUAUUCUAGAUUAUAACUCGUAGAUUAACGUAGAUACAGAUUCAUAGGUCGCAAAGUAUUCAUAAAUAAUUAACCAUUCAUUAAUCUUUGAGGAGUCAUCAAUCUUCAGAAGAGAGGUUCAUAGGCAUUUAUUCCAUGUUGCUACAUAGCAAUUUUACACAAUGUAUUGUAGUUUGUUGUUUUGAUUUCUUGCACAAUCUGCCGCUUAUCAGUGGAAAGCAUUGAUGCAAAUUUCAUUUCGUUGCUGCAUUGUAAAUAGAGAUUGGGCACUGUUUCGAUUGCAGUCAGCUGCUCAGCUUGACAAAUCAGCUGUUCUUCACGGCAGCAGUACAACAACGUAUUGGUGCAGUUGUAUAAGCAAGAUAAUAGACACAAACAAUGCUGUUUUGCCGAUGAUGAGAUGCCGCAUUAUGUAAUAUGUAAAUCCUUGCCAAUAUAGUGACAACAACUUUACAACAACAAGCGUUCUUGUGCGGAUGUAAAUGAAUCACUUUCGGAACAAUUUGUCCCGGUUUCGGUUGGUGACCUUUGAUGUUACCGAUACACUUCUGGAAUAUGCAGUGCGUCCUGAGCGGCACUAUGCCCAUGUGAUCAACAGCGUGCUGGAACCGCGUAUCGGUAUUACCCUGCUGGAGGAGCAGAUUAGUCGCUCGUUCGGUCUCUGCUUUCGGACGAUGAAGCAGCAGUAUCCGAACUUCGGAUCCGGUCGAAAACAAACAGGACAGCAGGAGUUAGAGGAUGAAAGUUGGCGUUGGUGGUGGCGAACAUUGGUGGAACAAGUGAUAGUGGAUGCGGCCGCUAAUUCCAAUUGCCACAGCAUUCCUUCUCCAUUGCUGAGUAUAAUCGCGGAGCAGCUGAUAGAUGACUACACCUUCGACGGAAAGCGCGUUUGUUGGCGUCAGCGACCCGGUGUAGACGAGUUCCUUCGAAAGUUGCGCACUCCACCAUCUACCCAAACAUUGGGUAUCGUAUCGAACUUUGAUCCAAGGUUGAAGAUCAUUCUACGCAAUAAUGGCAUUGGACCGACCGGAGAGGUGGUCGAUUUCGUGCUGACUAGCUACGAAGCCGGGGUGGAAAAGCCUGACCCAACAAUAUUCGAAACCGCGCUACGAAAAGCUAACCAGCUACAGAAAGGGCCAGAAAUAAAGCCCCAAGAGGCAUUGCAUAUCGGCAAUUUGUGCCGGGAGGAUUACAACGGAGCGACCAGUGCCGGUUGGUGUGCGCUGCUGGUGAAUGUACCGCCGAACGAAAAGAAUCGGAAACUCUUAACAGCCAUUCCCAGUGGGCAUGUCUUUGCCGGCUUGCCCGAAUUGCAGCAACGGCUUGAGAGUCCUACUCCGUUGGUGUGGUAGAGAGGCUUUCUAAUUAUGUAUAAAUUAGUGCAAACGCUGUAAAAACAGUUCAUCUGAAAUUGAUUUCAUCUUGAAGAACAUGAUGUGUUAGCGAAUGUACAAACUCGACUCUGUCGGUAUAAUUCUAGCACAGGGCACUAAUGAGAUAGAAGAAGAGAUUUUUCUACGAUGGCAUUGUAUUUUGCCAUAGAUUUAGUUUUCAUAUUAUCAACAUAAGCAAUGUGUUUGGAAGAAAACGGAACAAUUCCGAAACGUAGGCCUCACGAUCGAAUUUAGAAUAUGUAAAUCGAAUAAUUAAUACAUUGUUGAGUAA
Messenger RNA from Anopheles moucheti, 1757 nucleotides. Its product is annotated as rhythmically expressed gene 2 protein-like. The record is from RefSeq and is a predicted model, not a curated record. The coding region runs from base 575 to 1444 and encodes 289 amino acids. The transcript is spliced from 3 exons. NCBI's taxonomy places the organism in Eukaryota, Metazoa, Arthropoda, Insecta, Diptera, Culicidae.